Molecule: messenger RNA, 1530 nt
Organism: Colias croceus (clouded yellow)
Lineage: Eukaryota; Metazoa; Arthropoda; Insecta; Lepidoptera; Pieridae
Exons: 1
Coding region: 153-791 (212 amino acids)
Source: RefSeq, a predicted model, not a curated record
AUUAAAAAAAAAUAUUGACACCAACACCAACGUCACCGCCAAACUUCAUUCAAUAUCUCCGUUUUUUCAUCAAAAUUCUUCGUUAUCAGAAAAAACGCGCGUCCAAUAUAAUAAGAAAUGUGCUGACUUUGUUCAAACGUGAAUCGAGCAGGAUGUUUGGGAAAAAGUCAUCUUCGAAGUCAGGUCGAGAUUCAUCAAGUCCAGCUAGUCCAAGACCCAGCCCGCGGUCAAUAGACGCCCUUCCUGAAGUCGCUCUGGCCGCCAUCGCGACGUACAAAAAGCAAAAGGAAGUCGGCGACUUUAUGACUUUUCUUCUAGCGGCGCUCGAACGGAAUUCAGAAUGGCUCAAUGCUGUCGUAGGCAAGCAACCCAACUUUAAAUGCGCCUUAAUGGUCGGAGCCGGACCGAAUAGAUUUCAGCUGCAGGAAGUAAUCUAUCCCGCGAGCGAAGCCUGUGUCAAACUAGAAGUGGAACUGAGAGAUUCCGAAGAUUACGACAAGUUGGCGAUCGCGGCGAUCUUGAAACUGUCUAACGUGGAAAUCGACAAUUUAUUGCUCUACAUGAAAACGCGCCUCCACGAAAAUAUCGUUUUGAGAGACGAUUUGCUUAGAGGCAAGGCGAUGGGCGUCACGUUUGCUGUACUGAGACCGUUCUCUGAUAAGCAAUACCGAGUUAUGGAAAGGAUUAUAAUUGGUAAUUCUUUAAAAUGCCUCACUCCCACUAAGAAACGCAGAAGAGACGAGAAGUCUAUAAUAAGGUCACCACUAAAGAGGAUUAAACGAGAUAUUUAAACCUCACGAUCAAUAUCAUCGACAAAACCAACGUAGAAUGUAAUGAUUGUAAUUUGGAUUGGAAAAUGGGACGCUCAUAGUAAAUUAUGCACACUUUUGCACUGAUAGUUUCCGAUUACCGAUGAUUUAUUGUGUGGUAACGAACCAUUAUGAAGAUAAAUGUAACAAUAUUCAAUUACAUAUGACGGCACUUACAUGUAUAUAAACGCUGGGAGCGAUGCUUGCAAUUUGCAGGUGAUAAAUAAGUCUGAUUAUUUCAUACUAAGUAUACUAUUUAAAAGCCGAGCUUUAAUAUGGAAUGUGAUAAAGAAGAUCAUGAUGAUAAUAACUAGUACGUAUGAGCACGUAAAGUUAAAAUCACUAAAGUCGAAAUAUCAACUAACAUUAUUCCAUUGCUAUGCAGCUAUAAAAUUAUUUCAUCGCUUUACAUCAGGCUGAAAUUUAACAAAUUAAUAAAAUUUUAUGUAACAUGCAACACAAUAAUGUUCUAUAUAUUCAAUACCCAUGAUGCCAACUUCACCGCCGUUGACCAAAAUAAAUGUAGUUAGUAAAAGUUCGCUUUGGCUCUAGCGGGAAAGAUCAAUACCGUAGAAUCAGGGCAGCAGUGCACAUUUCUAACUCGUAAUGAAAAUCCUGCACACAUUAGCUUUAAAUUUUAUAUCAACUAUUAUAGAAACGAAGCUCUGGAUAGGUUUCGUUGUUAAAGUGGCAUUAAAGUGAGCUCGUUCAGGGCGAUGCG